This is a messenger RNA of Saccostrea cuccullata (small rock oyster), 574 nucleotides long. RefSeq lists its product as uncharacterized. Gene Ontology annotation, molecular function: calcium ion binding. NCBI's taxonomy places the organism in Eukaryota, Metazoa, Mollusca, Bivalvia, Ostreida, Ostreidae. Gene Ontology annotation, cellular component: extracellular region; lysosome. The record is from RefSeq and is a predicted model, not a curated record. Gene Ontology annotation, biological process: cell-matrix adhesion. The transcript has 5 exons. Bases 119 to 556 code for a protein of 145 amino acids.
UAUUAUAAUUUACUUUUAUUAAUUGUAGGGGAAAGUCAAGCUUUUCUAUGAUGCCAAGAACACAAAAAUAGCCAGUUUCUCAGAGAGAGUUGUAAAUGGUAAAGUCUUCAAAGGUGUAAUGGUUCAGAAUUUUGAGGAAGGAGUUCAAUACACUGUCGUGAACGGUGUCUGCAAUACGACUAGACUAUCCAGAAAAGGAUUUACGCCCGCCUGUAUACCUAAAGGAAGCAAAAAAGUGAGUGACACUCACCUGGGAACGUCAUCUGACUCGCUGGACGUCAGUACAUACGAGGUCCCGAUACCGCAGUACAAGACAAAGGGUUACUUCAUGAUGACUAACCAGUUAUGUGUCCCUGUGGGGGAUACUAUCACAGCGGGCACAGAGAAAGCUGGUUUCAUGGCUACUGUUGGAUACACAGGAUUUGAACCUGGAAUAAAAGAUACCAAAGUUUUCAAUAAACCAAGAGAAUGCAGCAGUAAAAUAGACGAGGGAGAAAUCGAUCUCUUUGAAAGGUUUGGCGUGUUCAACUACAAAAUAUCCAGUUUGUUUAGAUAGGAAAUGCUGUGAAGCCUG